Lutra lutra (Eurasian river otter) is the source of this 5551-nucleotide messenger RNA. It is a transcript of the gene KAZALD1, whose product is annotated as Kazal type serine peptidase inhibitor domain 1. Gene Ontology annotation, cellular component: extracellular region. NCBI's taxonomy places the organism in Eukaryota, Metazoa, Chordata, Mammalia, Carnivora, Mustelidae. The coding region runs from base 2340 to 3254 and encodes 304 amino acids. The record is from RefSeq and is a predicted model, not a curated record. Gene Ontology annotation, molecular function: insulin-like growth factor binding. Gene Ontology annotation, biological process: regulation of signal transduction; regulation of cell growth. The transcript is spliced from 7 exons.
CUUUAACGACGCCGGAUAAUGGGCCGCCUCCUGUGAGGAGAGAGCUGGCUGGGAAUCCGACCCGCCUCGGACUCCCGCCCCUCCUCCCCCGGGCGGGGUGCCCUAGCGCAGGUGGGCUGGGGGCGCCCCGCGCUCAGGCGGGGCUGGCGCUCCCUCCACGGGCCUCCUCCCCCCGCGCCACCACCUGCCUGCGGUGCUCUCGGCCCCCCGCAGGGGGCGCUCCAGGCCUUGGCUGCGGAAUCGCCCGCAGCGCGCGGGGUUCUGAGUUCGCGCGGUUCACCUGACUGAGCCACGGAACCGCGCGGUGCCCUCGCCCGCUGACGGCGCCUGGUCCCUCCCCCCUGCUACCUAUCCCGCCAGCCAUAAGUAUAUGCAGGCAGAAGCUGUUUAUGGCCUUCUUCCCUGGCAGCUUGGAAGAAAAUAUUAGAAGUGGAUUCAUCAGUUUGAACAUACUGGUGUGACUUUCAGGAGAGAAGUCUAGGGCAGAGAUGGAAAUCUGGGAAUCAUCUGGACAUAAACAAUCAUGGUAGAAGGAAGGAGGAAUCACUGUAGAGAUGUCAACAGAAAGCUAUCUCAUUGGCCUCGCUUACAGAAAAUUGUCUUCAAGUAAAAAGUAAGGCGAGACUGAAGAGCCUGCCACUUCGGAGAACAUCACUUGUCAACACCAGAUCAUUCCUUCUGAGUGUGCCAUAAUGAACAGUGGACCUCAACCAGUGACCCUGGAGCUCGAGCCUUGCCCACAGCUGCCCCAACAGGUCAACAGUUCCAGUUGGACCCAGGGCCUAAGACAAGGAAUUACCCACAAUGAUCCCCAACCGCUGGCUCCGCCCACUCUUUUUUCCGGUUUGAAAUCCGCGGGCCUUUCCUGCUUUGAAUUCCUAGACUUCCUGUUCUGAUUCUCGCGAGAGUUUGAGGCAUCGCGUGAAGUGUGCUCCCUGUCCUGCUGGAGUUUUGGAGAUGGGGGUACUGUUUUUCUGCUUUUGCCCACCUCGUCAGAGCCCCACCCCCACCCCGGCCAGCAGUGACGUGCAUUCGGCUAGGGAACCCCUAAGUGAAAGGGUUUGGCCGAGUUCAGGUCCGGAGGGAGAGUCCUGGGCUGAAUCCGGGAGUUUGGACCCUCCAGGCCUCCAAUACGCAUGCGGAGCCGAUCCCCCUGGGUGGUGAGGAGGCCGUCGCCCGCCUUGAACUUCGGGGCUGGUCAGGAGACCCAGGUCCAGGCCGCUAGGCCGGGGGCCAGGUUCUUCUGGGACGAGUGAAUACCGUCUAAAUACCGUCACCUCCCCGACUGCAAAGCUCAGUUUCAGCUCCCUGCAAACUGGACUGCAGCGCGGCUUCUGUAAGCCGCUUGGGGCAGGCUGGGGCGGGGCCUGGCAGACCCCGGCUAAGGCGGGCGGGCCUCCAGGAACGCUUUCCUCCCCACCCCCAGCCCAGAGUGCCACGGUGGCACUGGUGGCGGCCGUGAGACCGAACGCCUCCAGCCUUAGCGGCCUUGCAAAUGUAACCUGUAAUCCCGACCCGGAGCGAGGUCCGCGCUGGAGGCGUCCCGCCCACCUCUCCCUGCAGCUGCGGGUCAGCUGGGACCUCUAUAAUCAGUUGCGCUGAAGCACCUGCCGGAUGUGGGAAGGGAGGAGGAGACCAGUUGUGGGGUGGCGGAUGGAAGCGCCAAGUCUCUGGUCUGCGCCUUGGUAGGGAAGCUGGAUGGGCAAGCCUGCAAUAGCCCCUGGGAAGCCAGCCCUGGGCUGCGGGGCGACUACGUUGGUUGGCCCUGCCCUCCAGGAGCGCGCGACUUGGCAUCAGAGCUCCUACUGCCUCCCUAUUAUGCAGCUGCUCUGGCAGACCCCAGGGACUGUAAAGUCCGAUGGGACAAGCCCUCGACCUUCACUCAACCCUUCCAGCUUCCCAGCCACCCCCAUAUCCCCUACUCCCAACCCCCACCCCACCCUGCCCCUUGUCUUCUUCCAGCUUCGGUGUCCGGUUACCGGCUCCUCAAUUCUCACUGUGACUUUGGCCCAGCUAGGGGAAGUGGCCCAGGAGGGUCCCUUGCGGCUGCAUGAAAUUGGCAGCUUCAGAACUGGAGGGAGGGGGUUGAGUGCGACGUCGAGAGGCGGGGAGAGGGGCGGAGGAGGUGCUCUCUGAGUCCAAGUCCGUGGGCUCUCUCAGAGAUCCUCAAGCCGGAGCAGAGGUGGCUGGCAGGCCCAGCGGAUUGUUGGCCUCUGCUUUCUUUCCACCGCCUGCUUUUUCCCACCGGAGACAGGGCUGUUCUGAAGGGCUUAGUCCUGGACACUAGGGUGCCACGAACGCGCUGAUGCCCGGAGUGCUCGCAGGGCUUCCAGCUAACCAUGCCGCAGCAGCCCGCAGCUGCCACGGCGCCGCCCUCGCUGCUCCUGCUGCUGCUGCUGCUGCUGCGGACGCCGCCCCCGACAGGCGCACGGCCGUCCCCAGGCCCCGAUUACCUGCGGCGCGGCUGGCUGCGGCUGCUGGCUGAGGGCGAGGGCUGCGCUCCCUGUCGGCCAGAAGAGUGCGCGGAGCCUCGGGGUUGCCUGGCCGGCCGGGUGCGCGACGUGUGCGGCUGCUGCUGGGAAUGCGCCAACCUCGAGGGCCAGCUCUGCGACCUGGACCCCAGCGCCCACUUCUACGGGCGCUGCGGCGAGCAGCUUGAGUGCCAGUUGGACGCGGGCGGCGACCUGAGCCGCGGAGAGGUGCCGGAGCCUCUAUGUGCCUGCCGCUCUCAGCGCCCGCUCUGCGGGUCGGACGGCCGCACCUACGCGCAGAUCUGCCGCCUGCAGGAGGCGGCCCGCGCUCGGCCUGACGCCAACCUCACGCUGGCGCACCCGGGGCCCUGCGAAUCCGAGCCCCAGAUUGUGUUGCACCCAUAUGACGUUUGGAACGUGACGGGGCAGGAUGUGAUCUUUGGCUGCGAGGUGUUUGCCUACCCCAUGGCAUCCAUCGAGUGGAGGAAGGACGGCUUGGACGUUCAGCUACCCGGGGAUGACCCCCACAUCUCAGUGCAGUUCAGGGGUGGACCCCAGAGGUUUGAGGUCACAGGCUGGCUGCAGAUCCAGGCUGUGCGUCCCAGCGACGGAGGUGUCUACCGCUGCCUGGCCCGCAACCCCCUGGGCCAGGUCGAGGCUCCAGCUAGCCUGACAGUGCUCACGCCAGACCAGCUGAACUCCACAGGCAUCCCCCAUGUUCCAUCCGUGCCUCUGAUUCCUGGGGAGGAGGCUGCGAGUGAAGAGGGCGAGGAUUACUACUAGGGCUGCAGCCCUGGCCUGUGGGGGUGCGUGAGUGGGGAGAGUAUUCAUCCCUGCUCUUGAAAAGACCUGGAAGGGGGAGCAGGGCCCUUUCAUUGCUUUGGUGCCCUUAAUAGGGGGAACACGGUGGUGGUUAAGUAGGGAGACAAAAGUUGGCAGAGGGCAGGGAGAGAGGCAGACGCUAGGGGAAGUGGGAAGCAAAGAGGCCUAUGGAGGAGGUGCCCUGGCCAGGACAGCCUCCAGCAUAGACCAACCAGGCAGAAGACAGCAGCUGCCUCCUGGUCGCUAGGCUGGGAGGGAGUAUCAGGGAAGGGGGUUGCAGAGGAAACACAAAGAGGCAGCUGGGAUCCUCCACUUCUUCCUGACAACCUUCCCUCCAGCCCUCUUCAGCCAGUCUUCUGAACUACCCUUUGCCACAGCUCCUACUGUUAUUUUUCUAGUCCCUAACCUUGGCCUAGCCUCAGUUUUCCCUUCCUCAAAACUCACCUUCUAGAAAUUUCUCCCCUCACCUAAGUUCUAAUUGCACUUACUAACAGCAGUCCUCUUUGCUGUUGGCCAUCUGUGGUCUGGAAAAGCAUAAUGGAGCACGGUUUAGGCCAGUGCAUUAAGAUGGGCAUUUGGUCAUGUCUAACUUCUGUCCUUCUGGAAAAUUCGAGGCCAGGACCAUAUCUUAUACCACUCUGUAUUGGACACUGCCUAGCACAGGACUAGGCACAGUAGGCAUGCAAUAAAGAUUUAUGAACAAACUGAGACAUAGAUGCACAGGUGUUUCGUGCAGGUGUGCACAUGAAGACCACAUUUCCCUGGGAGGCUUCCCAUGGUAGUAGGACACUGGCUUCUAGAAGCUGCUCCCUAGGCAUGUGCCUGCGGGAUGUAGAGAGGGAGCUUGGGGCAGCAGGUAGAGGGGGGUGCUCCCCUGCCCUCUAGGGAGCAAGUCUGAAGACACUUGCUUGGAGGGAGGGUGUUCUCCCCAUCUGAGCUCCACUGGGGCUGGCCUGCCCCUGCAGGUGGGGAACCAUGUCCAUGUGGGUAGGGCCCCAGGGUAAAAGCACAAACUGGAUGGAGGGGAGCACCUUGGCGAGCAGCAUGGGCUGCACCCUAGGUUUCCCCUAGGAAUCCACCCAUUUUUUUGCUGAAACCAGACAAACCGGUAAGCCAGUUUCCUUAUCUGCCAACUGUGACCUGUCCUAUCUGAUUGGGGGUCACUCCCCACAUCUCCCUCCACACUCGCUGUACCUGGCCUAGGUGAGGAGGCCCAGUGUUUAUUGGCUGAGUGAAGCAGAAAAUGAAAACUUGAGUUCGGGAGGCCAAGACCCUGUGUGUGGAUGGCGACAGUCUCCUACGCGUGCGGGCCCCGCCCGGAGUCUGGCGCCACCACCGGAGAGAUCCCAGUUGGCUCAGUGUCUGAACUUGUCCUCUGGGGCCCAAAGCAGGCAGCGCGGGCUCUUGGCAAGGGCGUGGCCCGGAAUCCCCACCCGAGAGCUUGGCCGUCCCUCCCGCGGGACCGCAGGGCUCCUCCGCAGGCUAAGCAAGGUGGCAGCUGGCGGUGACUAGUCUGUUUAGAGCCUGGCGGCCCCAGGAACUGCACUCCACAGCUCGAGCGGGUUUGAGACUUGGGGUGAAUUCCAGGACGACCGCGGAAGCAGGAGUGGGGAUGUGAGCGGUGUGCCGGGGAGAGGGGGUCAUGUGCUUGGCGUCCGGACCAGAAGGCGUUCUACUCAGCACUGAAAGGGGGGACGUGGUGUGGGUGGUCCGACCCAGUCUAGUUCUUGGCGGGUCUCCAGCCCAGCUGUGCUCGAAGGCGCCCCCUGGCGGGUCUAUUGCUACUACCGUACCUACCUGCAGAGCGGAGGCUCCACCAGACCCAAGGGGGUCACAGGCACCCCGGCAGUCUGUACUCCUUGAUCGCUUUUGCAGACCUCAUAGAGUAUUCGAGUGCAGGCUUCUUACGGCCUCAGUUUCCCCCUCCCAGCUCUGCUGGUUCAGACCCCAUAGCCUGGAAUAGAAGGAAUCCCUGCUGCUCCACACAUCCGCCCCCUCCCCGCCCCGCCUCUGCUCCGCAGACGGGCUUUAAUAACGUCUCUGGAAAGUGACACGCGAUUUAUUAUUAAAGUAAUGCGGGGACGGGAAAGGUUUAAUAAACGCGCUGCGAUGCCGAGAUUAUUCACCGCAAAUAAAUGAGAGCGCGGGCUGCGUUUUAAUAAAUAAUUUCCCGCUGCUCCCUGGGGAAGAGAGGGGAAGAGGAGGGGGAAGCCAAGCCGCUGCCAGAACUCCCGGCCUCGCCUCCCCACGGGUUUUCA